UUUUGACAAUGAAACAGUAUGAGAUGUGGUCAUUCUAAAGUCUAAACUAUAAUCAGCCAACCAAACGCCCCCCUUAGUUUUUGCAAGUUUACAUUUAUCUUCCUCUCUCAAUUGACCGGUGAGGUUAGUGGUUAGGGUUCUUGGUUAUCGAUUGCAAUCAUCAGAAAAAUGGCAAAUCUUCUACUCAUUUCUCCUCCAAUUAGCUCAUUGUGGACUCCAAAAUUUGCCCCCAAAAAUUAUCAGAAAUCAUUAAUUCAUCGGAUUUCGCCAAGAACAGUUUCAAUUAGAGCUUUCUUCUUUAAUCCAUCUGAUGAACCAAUUUUGAAGGAAGCAUUUAAGGAACCUGUGGCAUUCAUGGGUGGAAUGUUCGCAGGCCUUCUUAAGCUCGACUUGAAUGAAGAGCCCCUUAAGGAGUGGGUAAACAAGACAGUCGAAGCUUCUGGAAUUACCGAGGAAGAAAUUGAUGCCCAAGGACCAGACGUAGAAGAAGAAUCUCCCCAACAGAUAGAUAUUGAGUGAUUUGAGUUAGUAAUUCUGUCCGCACUACAAUUCGACACCUAUAAUUUGUAAGAUAUUUGUAAUAUGUAUUGUGUAUUUGUUCAUUAGCACUGCAAUGUAAUAAACUUUUGUACAUCCUUAUCUGCAAUUUUAAAAAAUAUAUUUUCAUAUUUGGUUCAAAUGAUUCAAA
Molecule: messenger RNA, 688 nt
Organism: Chenopodium quinoa (quinoa)
Lineage: Eukaryota; Viridiplantae; Streptophyta; Magnoliopsida; Caryophyllales; Amaranthaceae
Product: UPF0426 protein At1g28150, chloroplastic-like
Exons: 3
Coding region: 169-519 (116 amino acids)
Source: RefSeq, a predicted model, not a curated record